AUGGCGAGGCGGCGUUGCUGGAGCUGGAGGAGGUGGUGCACGGCAGAGAAGAAUGAGGGUGUCCUCACAGAUGAGGGACUCAAAGGUGGCUUCAGUGUGGAACUCAUUCACAGAAACUCUCCACAGUCACCAUUCUACGACCCCACCGAAACCCCUUUUCAGCAACUUCACAAUGCUUUUCACCGCUCCAUUAACCGUGUGAACAAUUUCUACCCCAAAUCCAAAGCUUCCCAAAUGACACCACUGUCUGAGAUAAUCGCCAACAGUGGUGCUUACCUUAUGAGGUACUCGAUCGGAACGCCACCGUUUGAAGUGAUGGGGUUUGUUGACACGGGUAGUGACCUUGUUUGGUUACAAUGCAACCCUUGCAAAGGGUGUUCCAACCAAACCACCCCAUUUUUCGACCCUUCCAAAUCCUCAACAUACAAACCCAUCUCUUGCGAUUCUAAGGAGUGUGACUCAUUGUUAACAUCGCACGAAAACUUGUGCCACUCCAAGGAUGAUCCCAAUUGCAAGUACCGUAUCAUAUACGAUGAUCAAACAUUUACAAAAGGAACUCUAGCAUUUGAAACACUCACGUUCAGCUCUAUUACAGGUUGGCAACUUCACAAUGCUUUUCACCGCUCCAUUAACCGUGUGAACAAUUUCUACCCCAAAUCCAAAGCUUCCCAAAUGACACCACUGUCUGAGAUAAUCGCCAACAGUGGUGCUUACCUUAUGAGGUACUCGAUCGGAACGCCACCGUUUGAAGUGAUGGGGUUUGUUGACACGGGUAGUGACCUUGUUUGGUUACAAUGCAACCCUUGCAAAGGGUGUUCCAACCAAACCACCCCAUUUUUCGACCCUUCCAAAUCCUCAACAUACAAACCCAUCUCUUGCGAUUCUAAGGAGUGUGACUCAUUGUUAACAUCGCACGAAAACUUGUGCCACUCCAAGGAUGAUCCCAAUUGCAAGUACCGUAUCAUAUACGAUGAUCAAACAUUUACAAAAGGAACUCUAGCAUUUGAAACACUCACGUUCAGCUCUAUUACAGGUUCCUCUGUUGCAUUUCCCAAGUUUCCCAUUGGUUGUGACCAAGCUCGUAAAUUUUACUCUAAUAGGUUUGGUGUAGUUGGGCUAGGAAAGGGUGGUGUUUCACUUAUCACCCAAAUGGGUCCUUCAAUUGAUUUCAAAUUCUCCUAUUGCUUACCAUAUUUUAAAUCAAAAGGCACAAGUAAAUUAAAUUUUGGAAUAAAUGCUGUGGUGGCUGGCCCUGGAACAGUUUCUACUCCAUUGAAACAAGGUUCACUCGAUACUCUUUAUUUCCUUAAAUUGGAGGGAAUGAGUGUUGGGUCCAAACGAAUAGAGUUUGUAGAUAAUUCAACCUCAAUUGAUGCUAACGGUAAUGCGGUAAUCGACUCUGGAACAACAUUGACCUUUAUGGAAGACAAUUUUUACGCCAAAUUGGAGCCAGAAGUGAUGGCACAAAUCAAACUAGAACGUGUUCAAAGCCCAAAAAGAUAUUUCAGCCUUUGUUACAAGUCUCCAGCAAAUAAUGAAACUGGGAUUCCAUUUAUCACAGCACAUUUUGCUGGUGCGGACGUUGUGUUGAAUCCUUCUAGCACUUUUAUUGAAGUUAAAGAUAAUGUAAUAUGCUUUACUAUUGUGCGCUUGCCAAUACCCGGUAUCAUCUUUGGAAACUUAGCGCAGAUGAACUAUUUGAUUGGAUUUGAUUUGGUGAAGAAGACUGUGUCCUUUAAGCCCACUGAUUGCACCAAGAUGUAA
This is a messenger RNA of Cajanus cajan (pigeon pea), 1764 nucleotides long. NCBI's taxonomy places the organism in Eukaryota, Viridiplantae, Streptophyta, Magnoliopsida, Fabales, Fabaceae. The record is from RefSeq and is a predicted model, not a curated record.